GCGGAUGGCACCAGUCGAUAUUGACACACGUACACAAAAUGGACGAUUUGGAGGUUCCGUCUCUUCGCUCUCUCAGCGAUUUUCUCCUAGAAUCGGCUCGGUUCUCUACGCCUGCUAUAAACGACCCUUCAAGAUGGGCCAACCGUGUUAUAGACAACCUUUUGUACUAUCAAACCAACUACUUUUUGACUGCAGUACUGGUAUUUCUGAUAGUUGGGACUAUGAACCCCAAAGCCAUGCUGAUGGGCCUCCUCACUAUGGUCGUCAUCUUUGCCAUCUUCGUCUACACCACCAGUAACCGGGUGGAGAUGCACAGAUUCAAGCGGAGCCAUCCCUUUGUCUGCUUCCUCCUGAUCCUGCUGUGCUGCUUCUUGUUGCUCAAGGUGUUUGGUGGGCUGCUGGUGUUCAUGUGGGGCAUCGCCCUCCCACUAGCAAUGAUCUUCAUCCACGCCUCGCUGAGGAUGCGCAACCUCAAGAACAAGAUGGGCAAGAAGCUGGAAUCGCUGGGCCUGAAGCGGACGCCCAUGGGUAUCCUCCUCUUCCAACUAGGGUUGGAGGAGCAAGCACGCUCCUGACUAGGCAAACUAAAGAAAGCACACCAAAGAAAGGAAAGCCCCAUCUGCAAAUUGCGGCAAAAUUUCCAAAAGGGUCUUGGCCGAUUAGUUACUGGCUGUUUGAAAGUACUUUAAAGCAAU
Patiria miniata (bat star) is the source of this 695-nucleotide messenger RNA. RefSeq names its product PRA1 family protein 3-like. Gene Ontology annotation, cellular component: membrane. NCBI's taxonomy places the organism in Eukaryota, Metazoa, Echinodermata, Asteroidea, Valvatida, Asterinidae. The coding region runs from base 39 to 575 and encodes 178 amino acids. The transcript is spliced from 3 exons. The record is from RefSeq and is a predicted model, not a curated record.